GAAAGACGCAUAAUCGUCAUGCGUCUCAUUAAAAAGAGACGCAUGAGUGUCAUGCGUCUCUCCCAAAUCAGGAAAAAAAAACGCUAGAACAAACGAGGAAGCUAAGUUCUAUUUUAGAACAAAAAUAGAAAAAACCCAAAAAAAUGAAGACCGAUAGUUUGUUUACCAAAACAUUCCUGCCAUGGACGACGAAUCAAGGGCACCCUUGUUCAAUCUCCACCCAGUCGCCGGCGCCGGGAACCUUCUUCCUACCACCGACGAGGCUUCAUCUUCUACAGGUAGAUCGGUGCGGAUCGAAUGGCCCACGAUCGACGGUCAUCUCGGCCUCUCUCAUGAAGAAUCGCUAACCUACGCCCGCAGAUUCUUCAAAUUGGGGUUUUUUUGCCUGCCUUUCCUAUGGGCGGUUAGUUGCUUCUACUUCUGGCCUGUCCUCCGCCACCCCCAUUCUCAUCAAUCUCACCCGCGCCUCCGCCGUUAUCUUGUUGGAUCAGCAAUUGGUUUCCUCCUUUUCACAACAAUUCUUUCUUCAUGGGCUCUUACCUUUGUCAUUGGAGGGGAGCGUCUGUUUGGCCAUGUUUGGGGGGAGUUGGUAAUGUACAAUGUGGCAGAAAAAUAUGGCUUAGCUGGAUGGAUCUAGAUGUAAUUACAUGUUUUUUGUUUAUCUACAUAAACAAAACGGAUUUAUGUUUCUGGGAGGAUUUGAGAUUCUAAAUGCAAUUGCUACAUUUUGAUUCAUAAGCAACUUGCCUUAUUA
This is a messenger RNA of Salvia splendens (bonfire salvia), 754 nucleotides long. RefSeq names its product probable gamma-secretase subunit PEN-2. The record is from RefSeq and is a predicted model, not a curated record. The transcript is spliced from 2 exons. Gene Ontology annotation, cellular component: gamma-secretase complex. NCBI's taxonomy places the organism in Eukaryota, Viridiplantae, Streptophyta, Magnoliopsida, Lamiales, Lamiaceae. The coding region runs from base 182 to 637 and encodes 151 amino acids.